Molecule: messenger RNA, 1246 nt
Organism: Acyrthosiphon pisum (pea aphid)
Lineage: Eukaryota; Metazoa; Arthropoda; Insecta; Hemiptera; Aphididae
Product: protein anon-73B1
Exons: 3
Coding region: 491-733 (80 amino acids)
Cellular component (GO): membrane
Source: RefSeq, a predicted model, not a curated record
UAAUUACAAUAUUUUUUGUUAUUACUUGUAAUUUUUUAAUUAUUAUUAUUAUUGUUGUUAUAUUGAUCAACAGACAACGAUUAUUCGCGGAGUAUUGUAGAAUUGUUAAUGCCUUUAUGGCCGCCAAUUGGCCAGAACUGUAGAAUUUUAACAUUUUAAAUUAUUAUUUUUUAUACUAUUCUACAUUUUGGUUGAUACUAUACAAUUUUUGUAUAUUUACUAAGUCAAUAUCAUUGAAAUUUAAAUACAAGUUACAUUAAUAUAUUAAGUCUGAAAAGUAUACACAUUUAUAAAAAAUACAUAAUAUUAUAUAUGUAUCAUUAACAUCAGUUUAUACAUUUAAAUUUGAAGAAAUACUAUUACUUUGAUAACAUCAGAUUAGUCACGAUUGUAGUGUUUUUAGUCAAAAAUUAUUUUACGAACUUUUGUAACAAACUUGUAUUCAAAAGGACAUUCAAUCUAAACAUUGGUAUUUGGCUUAAUUUUUAAGAUGUUUCCGAUGGAAGAAUCAGAUGAAGUAUUUGAUGCCGUAAUCCGUUAUGGUUUAUACUUGGUUGCCAUUUUUCAAUUAGUAUGCAUAACAACUGUAUUUUUAUUGACUGACCAAUCUAAUGACUCAAAAGAUAACGGUGAUGGUAGUGAAUAUGACUCUGAUGGCAGUACAUUUGCAUCACCCAGACGUCCAUAUUCUCAUCAUAGAUCAAGAAAACAAGACAAGAAGAAAAGACGAUGAGUUAAAAUAAUUUAUACUUGUAAAAUUGUUCCUUUUUUUAAGUUUAGAAAUUUAUUAUAGUAAUCUAUUUCUAAUAGGUUUUUUUUUAUAUACACAACCUUAAACUUUUAAAUCUCAUUUAUGUAUUUUACUAAUAUUAUUUAUAUAUUACCAUUUAUAUUGUUUGUUUAUACGACCUCUUCAAUAUGUAAAAUUAGAAAAAAACUAUUCUUAAUAGAAUUUAAAAUAAGUUUUUAAUAUAUUUUUUUUAUCAAAAUUCUGUUGUUUAUAUAAUAUAUUACAUAUUAUGUAUAUUAUAUAAUAUAUAAACUGGUGGGUUAUCAGUCACAUGACCAGAAAAAAUAUGGCUAGAAAUAUCAAACAAUUAUGAAUUCAUUAUUUUUGAUCAAGUACAUUUUUUAGAUUAUUUGACUUAUUCUAUAUAUUAUUCAUGUUCAAGUUACACUACACUAUUUUUACUUCAAAUAUUAGAUAUCUUUAAAAUGUAUGACUUUAAAUAAAUUGAGGAAAGAA